CUUUAAAGCUGGUCAAUUUGGGAUCAUUGGCUUUAUUUUGUUGUAUCUCGUAAACCCUAAGUAUAGAAAAAUAAUUAAACAUCUUGUAAAAAUAUUUUCUCGGAAGUUUCUGUGCUUGAAUUUUCUACAAACUGCAGGAAAACAAAGGAACUGAAUUCUGUUGAAGUUUGAUGGGCAUUUUAAUGAGGGGAUUCUUUGCUAGGGCUUCUGUGUGAUCGUGAAAGUUAUCACUGUAAGCUUUAACAGAUUGUGUUUUACAAUACCAAUUCAGGUUUUGAAGGCUGAACAGACAACUAGGUUUGGCUUACAAUUUGGAGUGGUUGCUUGAUAUGGAAGCUUGUAUGGAUUUCUUGGAUCGGCUCGGCCUCGACCUGUCGUUGAAGAUUCUAAUGUAUUUGGAGGAUCCAUCUGAUCUUGUCCGUGUUAGUUCUGUCUCACGGUCUUGGCGACAUUUUGUAAUUGCAAAUGGUCUUUGUCAGCAGUUGUGCUUGAGAAUGUUUCCACAGUUAUCUAGAGUUGUUGGUGUUAUUGAAUUGAAAAAAUGCGCAGUAAUAGAGCCUACAGUUGGAUCUAGCUAUUCAGUGGAAUUGAAAGAUUUGGAAAAGGAUCAUAGGGUGUAUGCUUUUUUAGCUCAAGUCUGUACAUCAUUUCACGUCCAGGAAUGCAUUUCAAGAGCAAUUUGUGCCUCUAGCACUGAUAGUUAUCCGGGGAAAAGAAUUGAGAAUACUCUGUCACCAUGUAGAGCUUUCUACUGGUCAAGUAAAGGACAAAGCAAUCCUGCGGUGCCUGAGGCACUAAUAUACGAGUUGGUCAGCGAGUUUUGUAUUAUUACUGAAAUCAAUAUUUGCCCUUUCCAAGCUUACUUUCAAUAUGGUUCACCUAUAUAUUCAGCCAAAUCUGUGCGAUUUCGGAUGGGUUAUCCCAGAAUCCGUACUGGUAUAAGGAAAGCUCUUCUAGAUUACUCAUACCCUUCUGCUGAUGACAAGUUCAUAUGGACCUACACUUCACAAGAAUUUCCAAUGGCUCAGAAAAGUGACAUGCAGAAGUUCAAGCUUCCAGAACCUGUUCUUUGUGUUGGUGGAAUUUUGCAGAUUGAGCUGCUGGGUAGGGCUCAGAGAAACCAAGUGGAUGACUUAUCUUAUAUAUGCAUGACUUUUAUUCAAGUUGUGGGGCGGUCCUUAUCUCCAGCAUUUGGUGUGGAAAUUCUUGGACCAUCUGGGAAGUUUGUCUUGCUACAGAACAAGCUGGUGAAUUUUCACGACCAACCGAACGAGCCCGUUGAAAACGCCGCUCUUCUUGUACGGAGUAGUGCCAGAGAUUUGCGGCAUAUUGUGAAAAUGUUGCAUGGAAAUGUACUAGAGCCAAUUGAUGGAUUUGAGUAGGGUGAGGAAGAACAUAUUUUCUCUGAAUUUGUUAUUUGUUUCGUCUACUUGAUGAGCAGCCACCCCGCCAAACCGGGGAACAGCAAAAGAGAUGUUCUUGAACUGAAUUUGCUGCCAGAGCUGGACCAGUUUCCUCAUCUCUUAAGACCUUUUUAUAUAAAGGAUUGUGUAGUGGUAUUACGCUACUCUAAGUUUAUAAUUUCCUGUUUGAUUCAA
Molecule: messenger RNA, 1598 nt
Organism: Alnus glutinosa
Lineage: Eukaryota; Viridiplantae; Streptophyta; Magnoliopsida; Fagales; Betulaceae
Product: F-box protein At4g00755-like
Exons: 6
Coding region: 330-1382 (350 amino acids)
Molecular function (GO): protein binding
Source: RefSeq, a predicted model, not a curated record